AUGACAUCUAACAGCACAAUUAUUAAUAUGACUACAUUUACAGUCACAAAUUCAAUAGGAAUUAUUGAUGUUAUAAUAGCCAAAUUCGUAAAUUAUUUACCAUUGUUGUUUGUUAUUCUUGGUUUAAUUGGAUUUGUGGGUAAUGUUUUUACUUAUCUUCAACGUGAGCUUCGUUCGAACACAUGUUGUAUUUAUUCACUUUGUGGUUCCAUUGCUGAUAUUAUCCACAUUUUACUCAAUUUAUUUCCUAAUUAUUUGAAGUUAAGUCAUGGAAUUAGUGUUCCAUGGUUACGAUUGACUUAUUUAUGUCCACUGCAAAUGAUGAGUCUUGUAUUCUUUCCGCAUUUAUCACUUAAUUUCUUACUGAUGGCGGUCAUUGAUCGAUAUGCCAGUACAUGUAGAUUAACCUCACGUAUGAGUCGUCUUAGUCAACUGAAAAUGGUUCCAUUGUGUAUUAUUAUUCCCAUUCUUACUAGUUGUUUAGCUUCAAUGCGUAAUCUUGUUCUUUAUGAAUACAGAAACACAUCGGGGUGUACAAUUACACAACCAUUAACUAAUACUCUGCUGUAUAUUUCCAUCAAUGGUCUCAUGCAACCAACAAUAAUGUUCAUCUUUGUUAUAUUAACAUUUCGAAAUGUUCGAAAGAGUCGCCAACUAGUAGUGCCCAUAAGACGGUAUACAAUACCAGAUACUUUUCGUCGUUCUCGAAAUCAAUUCAUUACGAUGAUAUUUGCACAAAUUUUGACAACAGCUCUUCUCUCACUACAAUGGACAAUGGUGUUUUCAUUAACUUAUAUUUUUAUCGGAGGUCUAAUCAAUUUGAAACCAGGAACUCUUUUAUACAGCUUCUAUUUACUAUCCAAUUGUUGUUAUUAUUUAAAUAAUGUCAAAGCAUUUUAUCUUUCACUGUUAACGUCACGUGUAUUUCGUGAAACAUUUCUUCGAACGUUAAUCAAAUGCAAAAAUAUUUGUUUUCGACAUCAGUGA
Molecule: messenger RNA, 987 nt
Organism: Adineta ricciae
Lineage: Eukaryota; Metazoa; Rotifera; Eurotatoria; Adinetida; Adinetidae
Source: the annotation of a GenBank genome assembly